AUGGCGGAAGCAAACGAGAGAAGAAGUGUAGAAAUGGCGAGAAGCAGCAGUUGUGUGUUUCCUAGAGAUCUGCUUCAGAGGUUUAUCUCCAACUCACCGGAAGAUGACGAUGAAGAAGAAGAGGAAGAGAUCGAGCUGAGUCUAGGCUUGUCUCUUGGCGGGAGAUUCGGUGUUGACAAAAGCAACAAGCUCGUGAGAUCUUCCUCCGUCGUCGUGACCAUGCCUCUUUUCCGGGAUAAUCAUCGACCGGAUAGGAAGCCUUUAGCGACGGAGACGGCGCCCGCGGCGGCGACGACGGGUUUAACGAGAACGACGUCGUUGCCGGCGGAGUCGGAGGAAGAGUGGAGGAAGAGGAAAGAGAUGCAGACUCUGAGGAGAAUGGCUGCGAAGAGAAGGAGAAGCGAGAAGCUUCGUAGCGGCGGCGGCGGAAACACCACCGCCAAAUCAACCGAAGCUAAUAAUCCGGGAGAAACCGCCACCGCUUCAAGACGGCGAGGUAGACCAGCGUCCAGGGUUCCACGGUGGUCGGCGACGGCUAACAAUACCGGACUCUUACGGCAACACAGUGCUGGUUAUGACUCAAUUCAAGGCUCCGUCGAGUCUCAAGCCGCCGGCGGCGGCGGCGCCGGAAGUUCUUCAAGCGUCUCGGAGUUAGAAACUAGAUUUCACCAAGGGUCAAGCGAAGAAGCAAGAAGCUUACCUUCAACAGCACAACAACAACAGCUAGAAGCAACCAAGUCGAUUAAUAAUAAUCGACUGAGAAGGUUGAGCUCAGUGAACAUGAACCUAGAGCCACCACAAGGGAAAGGCAAAAACGAGAUGCCAUGUGUCUUCACCAAAGGAGAUGGACCAAAUGGUAAAAGAGUCGAUGGGAUUCUGUACAGAUACGGCAAUGGAGAAGAAGUGAGGAUCAUGUGUGUGUGCCAUGGCGAUUUCCUGUCUCCUGCUGAUUUCGUUAGACAUGCUGGUGGUCCUCAUGUGGAUCAUCCUCUUAGGCACAUUGUUGUCAACACUUCUUCUCCUUCUAAUCUCUUCGUAUAA
Microthlaspi erraticum is the source of this 1041-nucleotide messenger RNA. The record is from the annotation of a GenBank genome assembly. NCBI's taxonomy places the organism in Eukaryota, Viridiplantae, Streptophyta, Magnoliopsida, Brassicales, Brassicaceae.